Tribolium castaneum (red flour beetle) is the source of this 1377-nucleotide messenger RNA. It is a transcript of the gene ERp44, whose product is annotated as Endoplasmic reticulum protein 44. Gene Ontology annotation, biological process: protein folding. Gene Ontology annotation, cellular component: endoplasmic reticulum membrane; endoplasmic reticulum-Golgi intermediate compartment. The record is from RefSeq and is a predicted model, not a curated record. The coding region runs from base 120 to 1340 and encodes 406 amino acids. Gene Ontology annotation, molecular function: protein disulfide isomerase activity. The transcript has 5 exons. Lineage: Eukaryota; Metazoa; Arthropoda; Insecta; Coleoptera; Tenebrionidae.
GAGAAUUGACACUUGUGCGCUUAACCCUUCAAACUUAUAUGACGUUUUGAAUCAUCGAACUGCCUGGCUUUUACGCAAAUUUAUUGUAAAAUUAAUACCGUAAACAAUUAUUUAUCAAAAUGAUUCAUAACGUUUGGUCAGUGCAAAGCCCCAGGCUCACAUUCUUCAUCAGUUUUAUGGUCUUACACAUUUGGCAUAACCCCACAGAUAGUGGAGCCGUCCAGUUAACACAAGAUAAUCUGGACAUGACUCUAGCUUCAAAUGAAUUAGUUUUUAUCAAUUUCUACGCCGAGUGGUGUAGGUUUAGCAAUAUUUUGAUGCCAGUGUUUGACGAAGCCUCUGAUAAAAUCGCCCAAGAGUUUCCCGAACCUGGCAAAGUUGUUAUGGGAAAAGUCGAUUGUGAUAAAGAAGGAUCAGUUGCCACAAGAUUUCACAUAACUAAAUAUCCAACCCUUAAAGUUAUACGAAAUGGACAGCCGGCCAAAAGAGAGUAUCGAGGCGAACGUUCGAUCGAAGCGUUCACCAAUUUCAUCAAAAAACAGCUUGAAGACCCUGUUAAAGAAUUCAAGGAGUUGAGGGAGCUCAACGAGAUUGAAUCAAAUAAAAGGAUUGUUAUUGGUUAUUUUGACCGUCGAGAUCAACCUGAAUACAACAUAUUCAGACGAGUUGCUACAAACGUUAAAGACGAUUGCCAAUUUUACGCUGGUUUUGGCGAAGCUUCACGCACUAUGCACCCAGAAAAUCAACCAAUAAUCGUUUUUCGACCAGAUCGAGACCGUUCAAAUGAUUUAGAUGAAACUUACACAGGAAGUUUAUCAAAUUUCGAUGAAUUACACAUUUGGGUUUCGGAAAAAUGUGUGCCUCUAGUGCGUGAAAUAACGUUCGAAAAUGCUGAAGAGUUGACAGAGGAAGGAUUGCCAUUUUUAAUUCUGUUCCAUGCACCUGAUGAUAAAGAAAGUAUUAAGCGAUUUACUGAACUUGUACAAACAGAUCUCCUGUCAGAGAAACAGUCUAUCAACUUCCUGACUGCGGACGGUAAAAAAUUUGCGCACCCGUUGCAUCACCUCGGAAAGGGCGAAAAAGACUUGCCACUUAUUGCAAUUGAUAGUUUUAGACAUAUGUAUCUGUUUCCGAACUAUAAGGAUAUGGAAAUCCCUGGGAAACUGAAACAGUUUAUUCAAGAUCUCUAUUCAGGCAAAUUGCAUCGAGAGUUUCAUUACGGUCCUGAUUCGGAUGAACUUAGUUCGUCGCAGAAAGCGCCAACAACCCCACCUGAAAGUACUUUCAAAAAGUUAGCACCAUCAAAGAAUCGAUAUACUCUACUUAAAGAUGAAUUGUAAUUUAUUUUCUUCUGUAAAUAAACAUUUUUGAAACGUA